This is a messenger RNA of Limulus polyphemus (Atlantic horseshoe crab), 2957 nucleotides long. RefSeq names its product general transcription factor 3C polypeptide 4-like. The transcript is spliced from 14 exons. Gene Ontology annotation, molecular function: protein binding; histone acetyltransferase activity. Bases 17 to 2086 code for a protein of 689 amino acids. The record is from RefSeq and is a predicted model, not a curated record. Lineage: Eukaryota; Metazoa; Arthropoda; Merostomata; Xiphosura; Limulidae. Gene Ontology annotation, cellular component: transcription factor TFIIIC complex. Gene Ontology annotation, biological process: transcription initiation at RNA polymerase III promoter.
UUGAGUGAAUUUUAUAAUGUCUGAGAUGUUUGAAGUUAUUCAUUCGUCGUCUUUUGCGGGUUCUAUUAACAAUAAUAGUGCUGUAGAUUGGUCUUCUGAUAAUAAGUUAGCAUUUUGUACAGACAAAGGAAUUCAUAUACUGGUAUCUUACUGUAGUCCUCUGGAACCUGGAUCCACUCUUCCCGAGCAUAAAUAUUUCAUUCCCCCUCCAAAAGAAACUUUAAGCUUUGAUACUGGUAUUGAGAGAAAGUUUUUCCCUGUUAACUUGACUACAGAUGAGCUUAAUACUGUUAUGCUGGAUCACACUGUAAGUCCACAAACAGCCAACGCAACACGUUUUCUUGCUUACAGACUAUCCAGAUGGUCACCUGUCGACCUUGCACCAUUAGACUCGUGUCUUUUAGCUACCUUAACUGCAGAUCAUCGACUACAGGUACACCAGUUCUGUAAAAAAAAGUUUCAAGAGGUAGACGAUUUAUCACUGAAGCUUUAUGAACAUGAUAGGAAACUGUGGAAAGAAAGUCCUGGAAAUAAGGGACUAGAUGCUUUCCGCAUCUUAAAGGACCGUACUUACAGUCUUGCAGCUAUGGAAAUAACCUGGACUGAAAAAUUUGCUGUGUCACCUUCCCACCCAGGUUAUCCCAAUAGAUGUUGCUAUUUGAUUGUAGCAAUGAGGAGUGGAACAAUUGUUUUUUGGGAAUUUUCUAGAAAUAAUGACAAGAUAAAUAUUGAGUUAGCACACAAAUGGAAUUGUUCACUAGGACUUGUGACAAGUUUGUGUUGGCAGCAGACUGGUGCUCAGUCAGGGUUUUUAGUGGUUGGAGCUCUCAGUGGCCAAGUGAUAAUUGUUCCUGUGGUUGUUCUUGCUGAUGAAACUGGAAAAAACAACUUGCAGAUGGGACAAACUUGCCACUUGUGGAAAGACUGUGAUAAAAUUUCUGUUAGCACUACUUGCAUUGUCAAGGUAGGAGCUGGGUGCUUCCUAACAGUUGUCAGCAAGGGUUGUCAUCUUAUUGGUAGUAAGAUAAUUGUUAGUGACACCUCGAUGACCAUUGAAUCAACUGGAUAUACAGCUGGGCUUCAUCAGCUCACAGCCACAGGUAUGUGUAUUUUGAAAGAAGAACCAAGUAAAAGUGUUCUGCUAUUGAGUUCUGCCGAUGGUCGUAUUGUAAAGAUUGAAGUAGACUCUCAAGGAACAGAAUUGAUUUUUCAUCAAGAAGAAAUUCUUCAAGAAGUUAUCCAUCCCAAGUGGUCUCCUUUUGGAAUAUGUUCUUCACCAAACAGAGCUUUAGUGUGUUGGACUCAAAAUCUCAUAACAUGGUAUGACCACCUAGUAGUUCUGGAACCAGUAAAGCUGUGUAUCAUGACUGCAAUAUCUCCAGAAGCUUCAGUAGAAAAAAUGCUAGUUAGUAUUUCAAAAACCACAACUGACAAACAGCUGACAAGUCCUCAACAGUUUUGUGAUUUCUGGGAUUACUUGGAUUGUAUCAGAGCUCACCUUGGUGUAGGAGAUAAACCAACUACAGAACUUACUGAAAUAUUGCAACUGGAGGGUGAUAAUUUAGAACAACAGCCUGUCCAAAUACUGCAACUAAUUAGGUUUUUAAUUAAGCUGCAGAUUACAAAUACAAAUGACCAGGAUACAAAGUCUUAUGAAAAACUGCAAGUUGUAGAAGAUCUACUUUUACGUAAUCACAUCUUAUCCAUCAUUUCCAUGUUCCAGCCUAAGCUUGACUCAUUGACACAGAAUCAGCACAUUUCCCUGAUUCUCAUGUGUGACUGGUUAUUCACUAAAUAUGACAUAAUUGUACCUGAAGUUUACAAAGUAUUUGGUAAAGGUGUGCCUCAACGUCUUGAAGAUAUUCCAGCUCGAGAGACUUGUCCAGUAUGUAAAAAGGAUGUCCCUUUCACUGAUGCUUUUUACGGGUCCUGCUCCAAUUCUCAUACAUUUGGUCGAUGCUCUCAGUCACUACUGUUGUGUUCUAAAACUUACUUAAAGUGUUCAUCUUGCUUAAGAUUAAUGAUAUGGCCAGUUGUGUGGAAUGAGCGGGAACACUGUGCAGUGUGUUCCUACUGGCUUAGAUGAGAAAGAACCUUUUAGGACUGACACAUUAACUUUGUAAUCAAAUGUCUCAUAAAUCAACAAAAGCAAGAGAUGCAAAUAUAAACAUAAAUAACAUAAGCUAAUCUUAUUUGAAAGUUAAGUUUAGCCUAUGUAAAGCAGCAAAGGUAUUCUUUUAUUCACUACUUAUUAACAUAUUGAUAGCAUUUAGUUCUAGCAGACUGAAAGUUUAUGUAUUUAGUGUUGUUAAAUCUUUUAAUAGAAUUUCCAUAGAAUCAACUAUUAAAUUUCUGAUAUCUCUAAAAUGUAAAAUGUUUCCUUAGUAGAUACAUUUUCACAAAUAUAACCUAAAAAAUGUCAUAUUCAGAAUUUAAAAUUUAUCUUUAAUAUGUAAAUACAUGGUCAUCAUAUACUGAGCAAAAAUGUUUUACAAACAUGUGCAAUGCCACAGAUAAGUGUGUUGACUUACUUUUAUUAAUAAGCUUUACAUGUUGUGUAACAAAUUCCUAAAACAUUUUAGUUUUCAGAUUUCAAAAUACAUAGAUAUUUUGGAGAAAGUACUGAAAGUGUAUAUAAAAGCCAUUUUGUUUUGUUGAACUCCAUCUAUCAGUACUGAAGUUUCUUUUGCAAAAUGGAAGCCACGCUCUUUAGAUUCUUGCCUUUACUUGAAUAAGCUAAGCAGACUUUUUUUUUAUUUUUUUAUGAUUGAGCAAAAUUUAAUGUAAAUGAUGAUGUUUGUUGGUAGAUAACAUUUUCAAGUGUUUAAGUUAUUAAACAAUUCAUUUGUUCAGUUCAUUUCAAUAAAACUGUAAACCUGUUAGGCCCAAGAGGAUAGUUAAAGUAUGGUGUUUAACAAAAUUUCUUGCAAGAUAUUUAAAUAAAAUAUUUUUUUUAA